GCAUACACAAAUACUACGGAUUGUCGUGUACUGCAUGCAUGCUAGGCGCAUAUGCAGCAGGCAGUCUCCGAUUUAUUACAUGUACUCUCAGCGUUUGGGAAAAUAAAGAAAGGAAAUGGCCUCUAAAGACACAUUCGAAGGUCUUGAUGUCACUGCAGACGAAGUGCAGCGGAUCGAAAAAGCUUUGAAAAAUGAAGAGUUUCGGAAAUUAUUCGUCGAGUAUGCUCAAGAAAUUUCUGAUCCUGAAAACAGGAAAAAAUAUGAAGAGGAAUUAGCGGAGUUGGAAAGGUCGCGAGGCAUGGAUGUUAAGUUUUUGCACCCCAACCCUGGAUACGUGUUAAAGACAAGCAUUAAUGGGGAAAAGAAGGCAUUCAUCAAUAUCUGUAAGAAUGAUAACAUUGGUAAGCCUCAAGCAUCCAAGUCUUAUCAGGGCAGUGGGAAUGCAAGGAAAAUGGGAGUUGAGUGGGCGCUUCCUUACAGUUUAGCUCCAGGUCGUGAUGAUUAUGAUCAUGCAGGGAAAAAGUGUAUGGUGUUUGAUUGUCUGUUCCACCCAGACUGCUUUGAAAUGAUAAAUAAAGACAGCAGAUUUCGGACGUUGAUGGAUAAUACAGCAAUGGAUGGGAUAGAGAGGGAAUUUAAAAUUACCUUUGAUCGCAAUAAUGUGAAAAAGCCCAAAAUGAAAUUCAAAGGCCGACCACAGGCAACUGUACUGAGGACACCAAAUCAGUCUGGUCCGAAGGGUGAGAAUUCAUUAGAUGCCCUCAAACUUUCUUACCCAUAUGACAAAUCAAUGAAACAGGAAACGGCCAACAAUCAGCCUGCCAAAACAGCCUCCAAAAUAUCAGGGAAUAGAGAUUCGGAAAGGAAGACGAAUGAUGAGAAACGUGUAGAGAAAGAUGACUUCACAGUACCAAAGCACUCGAUUGUUCAUCGUGGUCACUUUGAUAUGCAGCAAUUCACCUAUGCCAGGGAUUCGGCACCAAGCACCAGGCCUCAAGAGCUGAUUUUGAAAGUAGAGCUACCUCUAUUGAAAUCUGCAGCCACUGUCCAGUUAGAUGUCUUUGAGAAACGCAUCUUUCUGGAAUGCAAGAAACCAGCCAUGUACCAACUUGAUCUCCCACUACCUUAUCCAGUAGAUGAAGACAAGGGCAGUGCAAAGUUUGACAAAAGCAGGUCUUGUCUCAUCAUCACCCUGGCAGUCUUACCCCCUGUAAUAGCAGAAAUUCCAUCCAGUGUACCUGUACCCCAAGAAGCUAAUCCUCUUGUUCAGGAAAUAGUGAUGAAUGGUAUUGAUGAGAGAGUCAACCAAAGAACUAAUCAAGCUGAUGGAAUCUCUCCCGGUUUUAAUGAUGAUCAAUAUGAAAAGCCUGAAAACGUGAAAGAUUCCAAUGAGGCAAAUCCAGGGAAGAGUGAUGUUUUAACAUCUGAUUACAAGAUCACACCAUCUAUCGGAGCAGAAUUUACUGAUGCGCUGGAAGAGGUUCAAGGUUACCCAGAAGGAGAUGUAACUGAAGUUGUGGAAGAUUCAGAGCAGAGUCAUCCUCUCAGUGAUGAAAUCCUUGCUGAUGAUUUGCUUCAUAGUGAGCUAGAAGUGAAGACCACAUUGCCUAAGUGUGAUAUCUACCAAACAGAUGAAAAUGUCACCAUCAUCAUUAGGGAAGCAGAUGUAGAUGCAGGGUCUUUCAAACUAAACAUGGAGAGUGAAGGAAAGAUAGUAGAAGCAAAGUUCAGGAGGACUAAAAUUUCUCCAGAUUCAGCUGAAGAAAUGUUCUCCAUCCUUGUAGUUUGUGAAGAUGGGCAAACUUUAGAUGGGAAGGUGAAACCUGAUGUCUCUCAGGCCAAUGUGGUAAUGGUGUUCAAGAAGAAAGAAGGAUGUGGAUCCUUGUGGUCUGCUCUUAAGGCUGGUCUGUCUGAAGAUACUCUUGAGGAGAAACAGUUUGUAACAGAGGAAGGUCUAGAAGAUAUUUUGAAGGUGGUUACUUCAGAUGAAGCCAGGAGUAAAGAGACCAUCCCAUGCUCUGUUUCAGAAUUCUCGACUCAUUGUGUCAAGGCUCAGUUUCAGGUGUCCUGUGAGGUUGCAGAUAGCUCAAAGAGUUCACAAGACAGUGGAAAACAUAAAGGUGACACUGAUGGAUGUCAGAAGCCAUCUAUGAAAUCUAAAGAGUCUAUCAUCCCUGCCUUGGACCUAGGACCUGCAGCAGAUGGGAAGAAGGUAGAAAGUGAUGUGAGUUCCCCUCGCAGCGAUCCUCAGUCAUCACCAACUGAUUCCUCCAUACCAGCUGGUCUUAAGAGUGCCUUAAGGAGUCCUCGCAGAAGAGCAUGCAAGUCAGUUAGCUUCAGUGAGGAAGUCUUGGUUGAACUCUUCCUUGAUGGUCCCAAACGAACCCAAAAGGGUGGAAACAAGAAGAAAGGAGGAGGAAGGCGGACUCCCUUCUUUGGUCCAAGGCGCAUGAUUGAGAAGCUGAAGGACAAUUCUUGGGAGUAUUUCAGUGAUUCUGAACUCCUGCACCACAAAGAAGCUAGCACUGAGGAAGAUGAAGAACAUGAAGAUCAAGAAUGGAAUUGGCAACCAAACCAAGUCCUUAUGAGACAGUCCAGCAGUGAAUCAGAGUCAGGACAGGAGAUACCGUCCUCUCCCCGCUCAAAGGGGAAGAAAUCCAAGGGAUCUAGGCGUAGGAGAAAAGAAAAAGCACGCCGUGAGGCAAGUUUGGCAGCAAAUAAUGGCGUCGAGAGUUCCGACACCAAUGAGAACCACAUUAAACCAAGUUCCCCUGAUGAUGUUUCACCACUCACAAAUGGUCUAGAGUCUGAAGAGAUUAUAGAGAGCAAUGAGCUUAAUGGGGAUACUCAGGAACCACCAGAAAACCGUGAUUUGAUGAAUAAUAAUGAAAACAAGAAAAGCAAUGAAAAUGAUGAGCUCCCUCUAGAAAUGCAAGACCACAAAACAAAGUGUGCUUUUGAAUUUUCUAACCAAGUUAUUUAUGAUCUUGAUGAGUAAACCCCUAAGAAGCAAAAUGUUGGUAUCUUGUAAUGAAUCUCUUCUGAUAACUCAAAAUUAGGAUGUUGAUUCUCUGUGUCUGACAGUACCAAUUGAAAGUCUCUGUGUUCACUUGAAGCAUUGUUUUUUUAAUGCUCUCUUUAUGACCACCAUGAUUUUCAGUUGAUACUCUGGCAGAGCAUAAACUAACAUAAAAUUUAUGAACCAAAGGUCAAAUAUUUUGUAAAGUAAGCUUGCGCCAUGUGCUGUUUACCACAGGAAUCCACCAAGUUUUUUUGCUUAAUUGUUGAUAAUAAGUGAGGGACUAUCAAAACAAUUUUGCUUCCACAAAGUUCUUUUCAGAAGGGCAUCAGUUAUUUUGUGAUGUUGUGUGCAUGUAUUUACAUUGUAUGGAUGCAAUCGCACAGGUGGCCAUUCCCAUUACACGAGAUCUUUAUUCAGGAUAGGAAUAUCAUGUUCCUGUUUUACUGUAUAAAAUUGCAUCUAGCCAGGAUAUUGUGACUGGUACUUGAUAUUAUAUAAGCGUCAUAAGGAAAAUGGCAUAAAAAAUUGUUUCAGUCAAUAUGGCCAUAUAUACUUGAAAUCCCACUGCGAUUCAUGUGUUAUGUGCUAUAUGCAAAACAAAAUGACUAUUUUGGAACUGAAACUAAAUUUUGAAGAAUUGAUUGAAUAAUUUUUUUGGGUGAAAUAUUUGAAUAUAUUUUCCCAUGUCUAGGCUUUACUGCACACCAGCAAUCUUGAAAAACUUUUUUGAAAAAUAAUAACUAUUAUUUGAUUUGUGCUAGUUUCAUGUUUUAGAACUAGGAAUAACUUUUGACAAGACAAUCAUUUCUUUUUUAUACUAUUAAUAAAAUGCCCAAAAGAUCUAUUGCUUUAAAAUUUCAUUGAAUAUUCAAAUAUUCAAGAUUUACAUAUUUGUAAGAGAUAUUAUUAUCACCAUUCAACAAUUAAAAGUUCUUUAUAAUAUAAUAAAAUUUGAGUUCGAGUUCACACUAGAACUAAUGGCAAUAAUGUGUUGAAACUGAAGAAUUUCAUUUGUUUUCAUGUAAACAUUUUCGUAAAGCCUGAAUGUGUAAUAUUUUCAUGGAUGGAAUAUGAUAUGUUGAGUGGGAAUGAAAAAAAAAGAGUGAAAAAAAGAGUUUGCUUGUGAAUAAAUGUUGUAGAAGUUUGUACAUAAAGUGUGUUUGUUUAUGAACAACAACAAGACAAGCAUUCUAUUUGUUGUUAAUUGAUGAGAAAUAGUAUUUUGGCCAUAAGACAAAUGCCUUGAAAAGACUUAAAUUGAUGUACAUAUCUAUCCUUGGUGAGAAAUUUCCCAUUGUUUGGAAUGUGAUAGCGAGACCCAAUUUAUGUGUAAAUGUAUGUUACACAGCAGUUAUCCCCUUUACAGACUGAGGAGUAAUGUUAGCAUUCUACAUUUCUUUUGAUUCAAAUUUAAAAUGGCUACUCUUUAUAUUUUGUAUGAUUGAAAGUGAAAAUAUAGGUAAACACGUUUCUUUCUAUUCAUCUACGUACAUGUACCUAUUUAAUGUAUUUGUUGUGUAUUUGUAGGUAUUUUACUUAUGUAUUAAAAGAGAUACAAAUGCUCAGGACUCCACUUUUUAAGACAUACUUUCAAUGGUAAUUCUAUAUCAUAACAAUGUUAAUUUACGUGGAAGAAAAAAAUAUUUGAUUUGUCUGUUGUACUGCAUUGCCAUGGUAGUUACGAUUGACUGACCCUUUUUUAAUGUUAAGUUUUGUGCAAAGGCACUGUGCUAUCAACAAGGUAAUAGUUUCAUUUUGUCUUUGAACAAGGUAACAUUUA
Messenger RNA from Lytechinus variegatus (green sea urchin), 4802 nucleotides. RefSeq names its product protein kintoun-like. Bases 116 to 2998 code for a protein of 960 amino acids. Gene Ontology annotation, cellular component: cytoplasm. Lineage: Eukaryota; Metazoa; Echinodermata; Echinoidea; Temnopleuroida; Toxopneustidae. Gene Ontology annotation, biological process: axonemal dynein complex assembly. The record is from RefSeq and is a predicted model, not a curated record. The transcript is spliced from 3 exons.